Molecule: messenger RNA, 360 nt
Organism: Lactuca virosa
Lineage: Eukaryota; Viridiplantae; Streptophyta; Magnoliopsida; Asterales; Asteraceae
Source: the annotation of a GenBank genome assembly
AUGGACUCCGACGUGCCACAUCACUCUCUCCUUGCUUCCAAGGUCUACCUUUCUCUCCUCCUUACCAGUAACUUCCCUAUUUUAUCCCUGUUCACAUCUAUGGCUUUCCUCUCCUUACUCUACACCGUCCACCUCUCUUUCAAGAAUCCUCAGUCUGGUCCACCAUCUGGAAAUCUCGCUAAGACAGAUAGGGGGGGGGGGGGCAGGUUGAAUAGUAAGAAUGUUGAAGAAGAGGGCGAGGAGGAGAGAGAACCAGUAAGAGAAUUUAAUGUUAGGGCUUUUUUUCCUGUUCUUGAAUGGUUAAUUGGGUUCCGAUUUCAUGGUUUAAGCUUCGAUUUCAUCAAUUUUUCUUCUAUAUGA